Molecule: messenger RNA, 2985 nt
Organism: Stomoxys calcitrans (stable fly)
Lineage: Eukaryota; Metazoa; Arthropoda; Insecta; Diptera; Muscidae
Gene: Nhe3
Product: sodium/hydrogen exchanger 9
Exons: 14
Coding region: 298-2451 (717 amino acids)
Biological process (GO): sodium ion transport; proton transmembrane transport; regulation of pH
Cellular component (GO): membrane; recycling endosome
Molecular function (GO): sodium:proton antiporter activity
Source: RefSeq, a predicted model, not a curated record
AAAAAACAAUAGACCCUUAGAGAACGUCAAACAAAAAUAGUGAGCUUAUCAAUUUUGAGUAACUUAAAAUCGACGUAGAAUGCAACUUGUAAAUCGCAAUGGAAUGUAAAAAAUAUUAAAGUGACGAAUUCGCAAGUUUUUUGCCAAUGGAAUUAUUUUCGCUGAUGUUGUAGUUUUGGAAUAAAAAGAAAAUCAUUAAAAAAAUAACACAACGUCGUAUCGAUUAUUUCGAAGGGACAUUUUCUUGAAGAAUAAAACUUUAGUCGUAGAUAGAACACUAAAGAAGGACACUCAUCAAUGUUGUCCUCUUGGCUAAGUGCAAAGAAUGUUUUUAACAUUGCCAUUUGGAGCCGUUCGAAUGUGCGUGCUUGUCUUUUUGCUUGGAUAAUUUUCUUCUGUACCAGUUGCUGUGAUGCAACUGCAACGGACAUCGCACUUGAUGCCAAAGCAACAUUAACUCAUCGAAUUGACAGUCUUAAUCUAUUGGUCUAUACAUUUCUGUUAACACUGACUGUCCUGACAAUAUGGUUGUUUAAGCACCAUCGGGUUUCGUGGCUCCACGAGACAGGUCUGGCUGUGAUAUAUGGUUUGAUUGUUGGUGCAGCAAUACGUUAUUCAGGUUCAUCAACACCUCUUGUUCAUUUGGAAGUUGAGCCGGAAGCUGAUGCCAGGUUUAAUCAAACUCUACCACCGGAUACACUUUGGUUAAAGUUUCCAGGAAAAUUAACGCCAAAUGGAAGUGAUCCGAUUGAGAAUAAAACGUAUGCUUACGCAUUUCGUAGUCAAGUUUACGAUGUAGUGGAAAAUGAAAUCGACUUAAAAGCCACAUUUGAUCCUGAGAUAUUUUUCAAUAUAAUUCUGCCACCCAUUAUAUUCCACGCAGGAUAUAGCUUAAAAAAGAAAUAUUUUUUUCGGAAUCUUGGAGCAAUUUUAACAUUUGCCAUACUGGGCACAACAUUAUCAGCGUUCCUAAUCGGUGCACUUAUGUACGGGUUUGUGAAACUGAUGCCAACAUACUUGAGUAGCAGUUUCACAUUUCUGGACACGCUGUAUUUUGGAGCGUUGAUAUCACCAACAGAUCCACUUACAAUACUGGCCAUAUUUCAUGAUUUGAAUGUCGAUGUAAAUCUUUAUGCAUUGGUGUUUGGUGAAUCUGUUCUAAAUGACGCCGUCGCCAUUGUUUUAAGUGGAGCCAUUCAAAAUUACGGAGAACAUUAUUCAAGAACCGGAGAAUUUGAGACAUAUGCUUUCUUCAGAGCGUUAGGUGACUUUUUUGGUAUAUUUAUGUUGUCUCUGCUGAUUGGAGCUAUGAUGGGAUGUUUUACAGCAUUGUUGACUAAAUUUACUCGUGUUCGGGAUUUCCCUCUGCUUGAGUCGGCACUUUUCGUCCUAAUGUCUUACAGUACAUUUUUAAUUGCGGAAGCAUCGGAAUUAACUGGAGUCGUCGCUGUAUUGUUCUGCGGAAUUUGCCAAGCGCAUUACACCUUUAACAAUUUAUCGGAAAACUCUCGUACCAGAACCAAAGAAAUCUUCGAACUACUAAACUUCCUAGCAGAAAACUUCAUAUUCUCUUAUAUAGGGGUUUCCAUGUUUACAUUUCCCAAACAUCAUUUUGACGCAGUUUUCAUAAUAACCGGUUUCAUUUGCGCAGCCAUUGGGCGAGCUGUUAACAUUUAUCCCUUAUCCUGGCUAUUGAAUUUAAAUAGGAAACCGAAAAUUUCCUCAAACUUCCAGCAUAUGCUGUUCUUCGCUGGUCUACGUGGAGCUAUGUCGUUUGCAUUGGCGAUUCGUAACACAUUGUCAGAGGCAAGGCAAACUAUGCUAACGGCAACAUCUCUAAUAGUAAUUUUCACUGUUGUGAUACAAGGCGGUGCAGCCAAUUUUUUCCUCAAUUGGCUUCAAAUCCCAGUGGGAGUGGACGAGGAGAUUGAACAGUUGAAUAAUUAUCAAGUGCGCAGUGUCUACAACUCAAUGGAAAAUACAACAAAUGCGUCUAAUGGUUAUUUGCAGGACUGUGGUGAAAUGGAAAGCAAUUCCGUAGCGAGCAAUAGCGGCAAUGCCAGUUCCUCCAAACGAAAUGAAAAAGCUGUUCUUGCCAGACUUUGGGGAAGCUUCGAUACCAAGUACAUGAAACCAUUAUUAACGCAUUCGAGGCCAACAUUAUUGGAAACUUUACCAGUGUGCUGUAAUCCUGUUGCGCGUCUUUUAACAACGACCGAACAACUAACACAGGAUGGUGAUUUAAGACGAACAGAUUCAGACUCAGACGUCUGUAUCGAUGAUAGUGACUUAAGCCGCAAUCGAAGUGGAAGCGGAGGUGGCGGCUCUGUUACGAUGAGUACUGGGGAUCCACGCCGCAACUCUAUCAACCGUAUGGAAAUUCUGGAACACGUUCAAAGUCCUGUGUCGACACGCAUUAGACUAUUAGGGUUUUACGGCAAGAACUUAUAGAACUAUAUCUAUAAACCGAUUUGAAAACAAUUCGUUUCGUACUUUUUACUCUACGGUUUGCUAAUAUACAAGUUGUAGAGAACAAAUUUAAACUUAUAAUAAAAAGUAUAAAAUAUUUAUGUAUUUAUGGUAUUCGCAAUCGUUCGUUCCAAUGUACAUACGUAGUAUAACUCUGUAACAGUUAAGUAACCGAGUCUAAUUAAAUAAAUAUAUAUAGGUAUGUUCAUGUAAUUUCUUAAUUUAAUGCUGUAAUUUUUAUACAAUAUUGCAAUGCUGAACUUAAAUAGAGCUGAAACAUUUAUAUCUGAAAACUUGUGUAAAAAUGAUAUUUAUACGCGUCGUAAAGUAUAGCAAUUUUCAGUUCUACUCAAAUACCCCUCUUGGCUCCUUAAAUUUGAAAUAAUUUUGAAUUUGUUAUUUCUUUCAUACCAAACACCUAAUAUUGUUAUAAGCGAUUUACAUGUUAAUUUACCGCAAUUUAUAACUGUAAUUGUAAUAAACUAUAACAAAACUGGCAAAUCCUACAUUACAUUA